Messenger RNA from Brassicogethes aeneus, 1335 nucleotides. The record is from the annotation of a GenBank genome assembly. NCBI's taxonomy places the organism in Eukaryota, Metazoa, Arthropoda, Insecta, Coleoptera, Nitidulidae.
AUGUUGCAAGUAUGGACCGCCAUUGGAUUACUAGUGUUUUAUCUAGCUAACAGUGUUACAAGUCUGGAAAAUGGCCUCGCCAGGACCCCACCAAUGGGGUGGCUCGCCUGGGAGCGCUUCAGAUGCAACACCGACUGCAAGAACGACCCAGAAAAUUGCAUCAGCGAAAAUUUGUUCAGAACGAUGGCCGAUAUAGUGGUAUCGGAAGGAUAUGCCGCAGCUGGUUAUGAAUACGUUAACGUGGAUGAUUGUUGGUUGGAAAAAGAAAGAAAUCAGUAUGGCCAACUGGUAGCCGACAAAACUAGAUUUCCCAGGGGAAUGAGAUCACUAUCGGAUUACAUUCACUCCAAAGGACUUAAGUUCGGUAUAUACGAGGACUAUGGCAACUACACAUGCGCGGGAUAUCCAGGUGUUCUGGGGUACUUGCAAACAGACGCUGAUACUUUCGCGUCUUGGGAUGUGGAUUAUGUUAAACUGGAUGGUUGUUACGCUCAUCCAAGUGAAAUGGAUCAAGGUUACCCUGAAUUUGGUUUCCAUCUCAACAGAACUGGAAGGCCAAUGAUUUACUCUUGCUCGUGGCCAGUGUAUCAAAUAUACGCGGGGAUGCAACCAAAUUUUACCUCCAUCAUUCAGCACUGCAACGUGUGGAGAAAUUUCGAUGAUAUCCAGGAUUCUUGGGCUAGUGUGGAAAGCAUCAUCGACUACUACGGGAACAAUCAGGAUGUGAUUGUGCCCAAUGCAGGUCCUGGACAUUGGAAUGAUCCUGACAUGUUAAUUAUUGGCAACUUUGGAUUGAGUUACGAACAAAGCAAAACCCAAAUGGCCAUAUGGGCUAUAUUAGCUGCACCUCUUCUAAUGUCAGUGGACUUAAGAACCAUAAGACCUGAGUACAAAGCCAUUCUGCAAAACAGAAAGAUCAUUGCAGUGGAUCAGGACCCUCUGGGUAUACAAGGAAGGAGAAUAUACAAGCAUAAAGGUAUUGAAAUCUGGUCGAGACCUAUCACGCCUCUAUACCAAAACUAUUUUUCGUACGCCAUCGCUUUUGUGAACAGGAGGACCGAUGGAACGCCGUCAGAUGUCGCUGUUACGUUAAAGGAACUCGGUCUGACGUCACCCACAGGUUACAGAGUAGAUGAUCUCUACGAGGACGUUGACUAUGGCGUUCUGUCUCCCCAAACCAAAAUAAAAGUGAAAGUUAAUCCAUCAGGUGUUGUCAUCCUGCGCGCCGACGUGCAGUCCGACUACAACCGAAGAGUUCCUUACUACAGUACGACGCAAAAAAGUCCGUACAACCCCUUGAACCAAGUUUUCAGAGUUCGAAACAACGGAUUCUAG